AUGGAGCCCGACGCGCUCGUGCAGUGCCCGUACGACCGGAGCCAGGUGCGCGUGUCCCGCCUGCCCUAUCACCUGGUGCGGUGCAAGCAGAACAACCCGCAGGUGUCGCGCACCUUGGCCACGUGUCCCUUCAACGCGCGCCACCGCGUCCCCCGCGCGCACCUGCGCAGCCACGUCACCUCCUGCCCCGACAAACUUGCCGCUCGAGCUGCCCCCAGACCCCGAGGACGCCCCCCGAGCAGCCUGGCAGCCCCCCCCGAGCUGGCAGCCCCCCCCGUGCCGGGAGGACUGGGACGCAGAGCUGAGCGAGCUGGAGCUGGAGGAGCCCCCCCGUUCAUCCUCCAGGUCACCAAGGGGGACCUGCCCGUCCCCUGCCACAGCCCCGACCCCGCCACCCCCCCGGAGGGGCUGUCACCGAGGAAAUCCCGGCCGGCGACAGCCACAGCCCCCCUGGGGACAGCCACCGCCCGCCUGGGGACAGCCACCGCCCGCCUGGGGACAGCCACCGCCCGCCUGGGGACAUCACGGCCCCGGCCGGUGACAUCGGGAGGAUUCCUCCUUUUUUCCCUCCCUCGGGAUCUCUCCGCCUUUUCCUCCUCCCCCUUCCCCUGUCCGUGA
Molecule: messenger RNA, 618 nt
Organism: Poecile atricapillus (Black-capped chickadee)
Lineage: Eukaryota; Metazoa; Chordata; Aves; Passeriformes; Paridae
Gene: GTSF1
Product: gametocyte specific factor 1
Source: RefSeq, a predicted model, not a curated record